AUCUGUUCAGGAUAUCCGCCUCCUGAUUCAUACCUUAAACCUUCCAUUUAACCUUAUAAAACCCGUUUAAUCAUUCUCAACUCUUCAAACAUUAUAUGGUAGAACACAAUGGAGUCUAAGUGUUUACUUCUUAUCUAUCUUCUGGUUUUGCAGUCUCUGGCACUUCUCUGUGUUUCCCAGGAUUUUGAUUUUUUCUACUUUGUUCAACAAUGGCCAGGGGCUUACUGUGACUCAGACAAGAACAGUUGUUGUUACCCUACAACAGGGAAGCCUGCUGCUGAUUUUAGCAUUCAUGGACUUUGGCCUAAUUACAAUGAUGGGUCAUACCAUCAAAAUUGUGAUUCUAACAACCCAUUUGAUGCAUCUAAGAUUUCAGACCUCAUCAGUAACAUGAGAAAGAACUGGCCAUCAUUGUCUUGUCCAAGCAACGAUGGGGAAAGCUUUUGGUCACAUGAAUGGGAGAAACAUGGUACCUGUUCCGAGUCUGUCUUUGAUCAACAUCCCUACUUCGAAACAACACUCGGCUUAAAGCAACAAACCAAUCUCCUUAAAGCUCUUAAAGCUGCAGGAAUCGAGCCAGAUGGAAGUAGUUACAGUUUGGAGAACAUUAAAGAUGCUAUAAAAGAAGGAAGUGGGUAUACACCUUGGAUAGAGUGCAAUGAAGAUUCAUCAGGGAACAGCCAACUUUACCAGGUGUAUCUAUGCCUGGACAAAUCAGGGUCCAACCUCAUUGAAUGCCCCGUUUUUCCUAAAGGGAAGAGAUGUGGGUCGGAGAUUGAAUUUCCUACCUUUUAGACUCUUGUUAUAUUUGGAUUUCCAGCAUUUUUAUUUCUCAUGUCGUGAUAUAGGUUCAGGGCUUGUUGUCUUUGUAUUUUAUGAUUGGAAUCAUCACCCAAAUGCCAGUUCAAUGAAAAGAAA
Molecule: messenger RNA, 918 nt
Organism: Gossypium arboreum
Lineage: Eukaryota; Viridiplantae; Streptophyta; Magnoliopsida; Malvales; Malvaceae
Product: ribonuclease 1-like
Exons: 4
Coding region: 109-795 (228 amino acids)
Biological process (GO): RNA catabolic process
Cellular component (GO): extracellular region
Molecular function (GO): ribonuclease T2 activity; RNA binding
Source: RefSeq, a predicted model, not a curated record